This is a messenger RNA of Coprinopsis cinerea okayama7#130, 999 nucleotides long. RefSeq lists its product as hypothetical. The record is from RefSeq and is a predicted model, not a curated record. The transcript has 2 exons. The coding region runs from base 1 to 999 and encodes 332 amino acids. NCBI's taxonomy places the organism in Eukaryota, Fungi, Basidiomycota, Agaricomycetes, Agaricales, Psathyrellaceae.
AUGGGUGCGUCGACCUCGAAGCUCACCGUAGGAAAGCGCUCAACAGGAAAGCAUUCAACAGAAAAGCGCUCAACAGGACAACUCCACGCACAGGCGCAGAGCCCCCUCUGGGGUCUACUCCCUCCCGAGAUUCGAGAGGACAUAUUCCUGGACGUCUUCACCGCGACGCCGAACCCAGAAAACCCCUAUCCUUUCUUCAGCUAUUACUAUCGACCUGGGUUCACAGCGCCCAAGACAACGCACCUAGAUAUCCUCCUGACCUGCAAACAGGCGUACAUUGAGGGGAAGGACCUAGUGUGGAAAGAACGCACUGGGAACACAGAGUUGGCGUUUUGGUGGGGCGAAGCUGAGAGGAGACCACCUCACGCCUUCGAACCUCGCGAUACUCAUCACCCCCGCCACGGCGUUCACAACGAAAACCACCCCUUCCAAUCUCACUUCACCCAGUCGCUAACGACAGACCAAUGGUCGAAGAUCACGACGAUCCAAAUCUUCCCCCAGUUGUAUACCUGUCGCCUCAGCACAUACCAGGAGUUCUUCCGACUCCAACCAGCGCUCCAGCCGCACACCGUCAAAAUCACGAUCCGAUAUACAGAUUGGUGGUGGUGGGAGAGAGGCCAAACCCUCGACAUCUCCUCUCUUCGCCCGCACGAUGAUUUUAUCUUCGACUACGAGAGGCGUAUCAAUCGUUUCCGUCUACCCAAGAGCUGCCGUACCCUACUCUUGGAAUUGGAGACGAGUGAAGCGAAGAAGGAUGAACUGACGGUCGAAACCCGGAAAAUACUUGCCAACAGGAAUGAGUGGAGGUGGAAACUGGACGGGGAAGGGUGGCUAGAGGUCGACCCGGAAGCGCGCGUCGAGGAUUGGACAUGGGUGGGCCCGACGAGAUUCAAAGGAGAACAACAUCCGGAACGGUAUCCGCACCAUCCUCAGGGUGAUUCUAUGACGUACAUAGUCAAGACUUUGGCGUUCAAACAGCUUAUUGUCCAAGAGAACUAG